AGCAGUGCCAAGUUCUAAUCUAGUCCAUUCUGGUCAUGUUUUUUUAUAACUUAGUGAUACUUUUUUAAUGCACAUACGCCUGUGUCAGUGUCGGGAACGCGCCUGUUUCCCGGCAGAGAACGUGAUACCCUCAGAAGCUACGCACAAUGUGUAGCAAGUGGGCGCAACACAUUUUCUGAAUCCGGUUCCGGCGUGCCGACGACUCCGCUGCCUGUGCCCACAGACUGAUCACAGGGCUUUUACCCGCACAGCGUUGCGUGGUAGCAGCUGAGAGGCUACUGCGGAGCGGGGGUUACCGAACCCGGAGAAUUUCUUACGGCUGACGUACAAGAGAGAUCAUCUGUAUGUCUCCUUACAAACGGAUGACAGCCUGCAAACAAACCUGUAUUGAAAACUUUCAGCUCUAUGACUGACGCGGGGGGGUGUUUAUAGAGAUUUUGCCAGGUCCAAGAGAAGACUUGAUGCAGGUGCAAACUGUGGCCUGUAUGUCACUGAAAUGACUUGCUCGGCGCAGCUGAUGCGGUUCAUUAAGCCAUGCCAACCCCGCAUUUUCAGAUGCUGUUUUUCUCUGCGUUAUCCCACUGUCUGGAAUUCCAACAUACUGGGCCUGUUGUGUAAUUAGAAGUUCGUGUAGCUGAUGCUAAAGCAACCAAUGCUGGUGCAAUGAGAAGCUACGCUGACCAAGACGUGCGCAAUUUGUGCUGAAGCUUAUGGGUCCUGCGUACGCAAGCUCCCGGCUUCCACUUGGAGAGGGGUGCAGCGGGGCUUCAGCGCACUGGCUGUUGGCUUCACAUCUGGACCGACUGUCCGCUGUCAUCUGCGGCCUGUUAGGACCUGUGUACGACCUUAACUUGUAUGUUUUAGAAUAACUGACUGGUCGCCUCCCUUGGUGUCGUGCUAGGGGAGAAGGAGUGACUAUUUGCAGGAGUUGACCAAAUCGGCGAUCCAACACCGAAGCUUGACUGGCUGACUACUCAAAAAUGAUUUAUCCAGUCAUGGAUUUUGCGUAGCAAAGUCGCUCGUUUUGAAAGGCAACGCUUGGGUGACAUUGCAGUCUUCUCACCAUAUUGGUUAUUUCGUCGCCUGACAAAAAAAAUAAAAAGCGUGAAAGUGGAGAAUUGUCCGUCAUACGAAUCGGCGCAGUGGGAUUUCUACGUCUGGUCGGCGUUCCCCCCCACCCUUCCCGCGGUGACGGUUAUGGGUCGGAAGCGGUGUGUCGGUGCAGAUUGUUCCAAGAUGGCGGCCGGGUGCUGCGGGGUGAAGAAGCAGAAACUGUCGGGAUCGCCCGGGUCGGGGGGUCCCGGCGGGGUGGGGGCGGGAAGCGGGGUGGCAGGAACCGGACAUUGUGGCUCAGAGUUGGGGAUUGGCUCCUCGGCGACUGUUGCAGCAGCGACUAAUGUGAGCAGAGCCAACGGCCUGGGGGGACCCGGGGGUAACGUUAGUGGCACUAGUAGUAAUAGUGUCGGUGGUAGCAGUGGGACGAACGCCCUGUCCCCAGUCCCGGCCGGUUACACUUCAUCCGGCCUCGCCCCGAAUCUUAGCCCGGGACCUGGUUCUGGAAGUGGAAACAGAAAAAUGGUGGUUUCAGCGGAGAUGUGCUGCUUCUGUUUUGACGUGCUUUAUUGCCAUCUGUACGGAUAUCAACCUCCGAGAACACCCAGGUUUACAAAUGAUCCCUAUCCACUGUUUGUCACAUGGAAAAUAGGCAGAGACAAACGGUUGAGGGGUUGUAUAGGUACAUUUUCUGCCAUGACUCUGCACUCAGGACUCAGGGAGUACACCCUUACCAGUGCCCUUAAAGACAGCCGCUUUCCCCCUAUGACAAGGGAUGAGCUGCCACGCCUCUUCUGCUCAGUGUCUCUUCUCACCAACUUUGAAGAUGUCGGGGAUUACCUUGACUGGGAGGUGGGUGUCCAUGGUAUUAGGAUAGAGUUUUUCAAUGAGAAAGGAUCAAAGCGCACAGCCACUUACCUACCAGAGGUUGCAAAAGAGCAAGGUUGGGACCACAUUCAAACCAUAGAUUCCUUACUGCGAAAGGGAGGUUAUAAAGCUCCUAUCACAAAUGACUUCAGGAAGACCAUUAAGUUAACCAGGUACCGUAGCGAGAAGAUGACCAUGGGUUAUGCAGAGUACGUUGCCCACCGUCAGCACCAUCACUACCAGAAUGGCAUCGGGCACCCUAUACCCCCCUAUAACCAUUAUUCCUGACAGCGAGCCGCAUGACCAAUCACUGGGCCUCUCCGCUGACCUUUUCCCAGGAGAGCCCGCCCCCUCCUGGUCUAGCUAUUUCUACUACUGUACCAUUUUAUGAUGAUAGUUUCCGUUGCCAUGCCGGCCGUCUCCCCGGCGUUGACAUGGCAACGGGUGGCAACGAAGCAUCAUUUGAUUAUGGCAAGAAAUCCACGUUCCUUCGUCUGUGGUUAAGUUUUUGCAGCAUUUGUCUAACUUCUAUCUGUAAUCCCCUUUAUUCACAUUAUUGAACGUUAACAAAUAAUUCUUUCUUUUAUCUCUUCUCAUCAAACCAAUCAGGUGUUUUAUUCUGUGGAUGGAAGCAAGUCUAUUAGUAGAUAAGUCUCACACUUGUGUUGUCCUGGCUUUUACAUUAACAGAUUUUCCUUUUUUUUUUUUGUUUUUUUUUUUUGUUUAGUUUGUUUAUUCUUGUUUUACUACUUUAUAUUAAUAUCCAGACAUGUAUAACGUGUAGCAAGGCAACUGCAGUUCUCGAAGGCUGUGUCAUCUCCUCAAUUCCUCUCGAGAAACCGGACUGCUGGUGUUGGUUGAGCCUUGAAAACUCUUGUAGAUUUGUAGUUUGAACUAUUUACAGGGAUCUGUAUACUCUGAACUAUAGAUGAUAGGAUUGUGAUGCCCCGUGAGAGGCCAUCCGUUGCCGACUUAAGUUUCUCGUUUGAAGCGUGUGCAUCUUUUAUGUGUGAAUAUAAACAUGAUAUGCUCCGAGGUAGAAACCGGGUGUGAAUGAAUCCAGAAAUUUAACCUUAAAUGUAAAAGACCGCCCCCCCAUCCCCCCCGGGAGAGAACAUUUGUGAAACUCUUCCUCUAAGUAUUUGUAGUGUUUUGUGGUGGACUUUUAACGUUGAAUAUUUUGUCAGGCCGGAGCCUUAUAAUUAAAGGCACGUUCCCAUAAUUUUCAAGUGAAGCAAAUUGCAGAGGAAGCCAUUUUGUCUGAUAAUACUGUUCACACCAAUGAUGUAAUAAUUGUACGUUUGGAGAGUUAGCUACUCGUGGGUCUGCUUUUCCCUACCGUGUUGAAGUGUACCGAGCGUAAUCUUGAGGAUGCUGACCAAAAAAAAAAACAACAAAAAAAAAAAAGAAUUCGAUUGCAUGUUUAUAUUCAUUGUGUCUGUUAGUGUUUGCGCUUUCUGGCAGGGAGUCACUCGACAGGGACAUGCUAUACAACUUGAAGCCAUAUUCUUUUUAUUUCACACUACCAGAAGCCUGUUCUUGGCUGAAAAGGAUUGCAUUCAGUGCCACCCAGAGUGGAAAUGCUUGAGCCUUUGAAUGCAAACGUACACCACCCUGCCUCAGGCAAGACUGCAUCACCAAACACUUGCCUUAGCAGCCGUUAGUCAUUUGCCAUUUGCGUCGUGCAUCUACCCGUGUCAUUUUGUCGGUGAAGCAUUGUAUUUUAGCCGUUUUCAGAUUAUAGCUAACCAUUGUCUCUCUCCUAUUGAGUAUAGUAUUUGAAAAAAAAAAUAAAAAUAAAAAUAAAAAAAUUGUCAUUUGCAGUAGAAACACAGCUCUGGUUGCACAAAAAGUCCACCAAAUCACGCCUGUGUCAUUUCGAAGUGCAUGUCACUGUCAAGCAGCUGGGCAUUUCUUGUCAUUGUUUUCCGAUUACUGUUGAUUUUUUUUUUUACCUUUAGCCAGCUGGUUAGCAUUAGGUUAGCGCAAACACCGGCAUACUCUUUAGAGCGCGCUGCACAGGGCCCCCAAAGAUGUCUUGAGGU
This is a messenger RNA of Cynoglossus semilaevis (tongue sole), 3965 nucleotides long. RefSeq names its product AMMECR nuclear protein 1 (gene ammecr1). The record is from RefSeq and is a predicted model, not a curated record. The transcript is spliced from 6 exons. NCBI's taxonomy places the organism in Eukaryota, Metazoa, Chordata, Actinopteri, Pleuronectiformes, Cynoglossidae. The coding region runs from base 1198 to 2208 and encodes 336 amino acids.